Molecule: messenger RNA, 1251 nt
Organism: Penicillium bovifimosum
Lineage: Eukaryota; Fungi; Ascomycota; Eurotiomycetes; Eurotiales; Aspergillaceae
Exons: 2
Coding region: 1-1251 (416 amino acids)
Source: RefSeq, a predicted model, not a curated record
AUGUCUGCAUCGAAUCCUUUCCGCGCUAAAAUAUUGGGCAAUACUCCAUCUCCUGCGACGCAUACAGACAAGGACAUUUUUGCCCCUGCCUCGUCUUCCCAGCCUCCAUCCGCUCCAGCAAUAGCCCCGAACGGUCAUCUCGGGAAGUCGUCGAUACCACUCGAGCACGUGGAUGACGCAACCUCGGACGAAGAUACGAACCCAUUCAAUCCAGACCUAUCUGCGAGCGAUAGUGAGGACGAUGUGACCGGAUACAAUAGCUCAGUUACCCGUGAAUAUGAUCGACCACGAGCUUCUGGGUCAGCUCCACACCGAGCUCCAUCGACAGAUGGAUCCUCCAUAUCGACCGACCACAAAAUGCGUCCCGCGACGGGAGGAGUAAAGGGCGACAGCGCUCAACAUGAAAUACGUGCGACUUCAGGGUCGCCUACAGAACUUGGUAGAACUACCUCUGUCAGCAGAUCGAAAGACAGGAAGCCGCCGCCUCCGCCCAAGAGUCAUCACGGUCGAAGAAUCAACUCUGAAGCUACCGAGCAGUCCUCUCCGGUUGCCAGAUCCCAGUCUGGUAACCGUCUGUCUAUACAUGGCUCUUCUAGGAAUGUGACGCCUGGCGCCUCGCAUCCCAGCUCGGUGUCUCUACCGUCGACCGCGGACUACUUCUCAUCCCCGACGGCAGAUCAGAGGGCGACAGGGUCCUCGGACUCGCUUCGGCGCAGCAACUCCCAACCUAAGCGGCCCCCGACGCCACCUCUCAGUCGACGACACAGUCAAAUGCGGAGGUCGCAGUCGUCCCGGACCAAACCUAGUAGUCGAUUAAGCAUGUCUUACGAUUCAGAGAGCAAUGACAGCUCUCAACCUCCGAGUCCUAGCCUUUCCAGUCGACAACUGGAGAACAAGAGGCUCAGCAUGCCUCCGCUAUCUCCAGGAGAUUUCCAGACAGCUUCUCCGCUGGGGGAUGUUUCGAACCAAAGUCCUCACACUGACUCCAGGCCGUCAUCCCUGAAGGCCGGGCGGCGUAUGUCAUCUUAUGGGAAUGUGCCGACUGGCUCUACUGGACCUCCUCCACCACCUCCGCCUCGGCGCACUCGAGACUCUAUAAACCGUAGCAGUGAUUUGACAUCGAAGGAGAAUGAGAAGCCGUCUACACAACCACAGCCAUCGAAUGCGCUUGAUAUAUUGGCUGAUCUGACGAAACUCCAAAAAGAAGUGGAUGAUCUUCGGGGUCAUUAUGAGCGGAAAGUGGGUCAUUGA